ACCUUCAACUGACGUAGGAAUCUUACAACAGAAGCAAGCACACAGCGCAUCGAACCAUCUGCAGGAACCUUUCUGACCCUCUGCUACCACGGGGCUCGGCCGCUGUCAGGAUGGGCUGGGUGAGCGCGUUCUUGCUCCUCGUGGUCAUUGGGAAAGUUUGGACCAUUUGCCAAAUACCCCCAUCCAGAUCCGGGGGACCGCAGAGUGAUCUGAGCCGAGCCAAGCAGGCCGAUACAAUCGUCUAUGGCAAGGUGUUGGCCAUCUACAAGGAUGCCCACAGCGGGAUCAGGCACUACUUCACGCCAAACACGUAUUCGGCGGAAGUGCAAUUGUUGUGUAACCCAUCUUCACACAGUUCGAAGUUGGGGGCGACUGGGUCCAGGUUUAACCUGACUAGACUGGGCCACGUCUUCUGUCGCCUCUACUCCGCCGAAGUCAUUGAAAACAACAGCUAUUAUUUCUUCAUCAGGAAUAAUGAAAAUGGCAAGUUUGAGCUGGAUGCUGUCGAUAAUGCUGCUCCAAUUUUCCCUGACACGUCCAAAAACAAGCAGAUGUUCACUAGCCACUUCCAGUUCUCAAACUGUGCCAGCGGCACCAAUCUUCGGACCUGCUCACCCGAGUGGGAACCGCAAGUGGUCGAUCUGUCCCACUGCAGAAAAUUGCGGAGGGCCCUUUACAAGAAGGAAGAGCUGGUGCGGAUGCUCAAGCAGAAUGUGGUGUCUCUGAAGAAGUCCAACAACUAUCUGCAUGGGAAGUUGAUGGGAACUCAACACUUAUUCAGGCAGAUGAAGAAACAGAACAAGCUGUUGAAACAGCAGCUGAACAUGGGAAGAGGAAAGUUGAACGCAAACUGAUCCUUAAACCAGUCAAGAAACCAGUGAGCCACAAUCUGUAACGUUCCAGACUCACUGGUUGUAACGGUCUGUAAGUUAGAGAUGAAAUGCUUCCAUGCAUUUCACAUGGAAACACACGGAAACUGCCUACUCUUUAACAGCAAUCUAUUCUCAGUAACAUUGUAGUUGUGUCAACUAGAAAAAUAUAGUUGUGUAGCUUGGCUUUCACAUUUGCGUUAUAUUUCUCAGCCAAUUUAAGUUUAUUUUCUGUUUACUGCAAGAGUAAUUGUGUUUAGAUAGAAGCAAGUUGAAACGGGCAUGGGACCCAAUGCAGAGAACUGGUGGAAACUUCCCUACAGUGAUUGGCAAGUUGACAAAACUUUGGCAAGAUUCCACAGGGAAACAAUGUUAACAAUAAAACAGUCUGGAACGCUCAUUAAGCAGGUAAAAACCCCUCAGGCCUUUCAUUAAUACUGAGUCCAUUGCUAAUUAUGCUGUAAUUUGGUUUAACUGCAUUGAAAGAUUUCACGGAUUGCUGGACUAACUCAGGGGGCCAGGCAGCAUCUCAGGAGAACAUGGAUAGGUGACGUUCCAGAACUGAAACAUCACCUGUCCAUGUCACCUGACAUGUUGCCUGACCCACUCAGCUACUCCAGCACUCCGGCUUUUCAGCAAACCAGCAUUUGCAGUUCCUUAUUUCUUUAUUUAAAGAUUGUUUUUUUUCCAUAUAUAAAUAGUUAAUUUGAAUCACCAUCACCAGCAGUCCAUUUUAUAAAGUUAGUGUUCAGCCAUCCAGGACCACUUUCCAUUAAGAGUUUGCAAUGUUUUUAAUCACAAUAUAUUUUGUUUAGCUGGAAUAGACUGUGGGAUGGUUUGUGAAUGUUGCUUCAUGCCAUGAUUAACCAAUAAAUAUAUAAUUUCUGUAGAACCACUCAUUAAACUCAGUAACUUGUGAGAAGAGUUUUAUUUUUCAGUUGUGAGAAUUUUGUUUGAUUUGCUGAAUGAUUUUUUAAUGUUUUUUUGCGCAUAUUUUGCACAGGUUUAAAAAUAUUACACAACAUAAUCUGUCGAAAUGUUCUAACAUUUAUUUUGUGGUACAGGUAUUUUGCUUUCAAAAUUUGCUCACUUCAGAUUCAUUAUCACAAAUUGAAUGGAGAAUAUUGGCGUGGGGGAGGUUCAAACUGUGGUAUGGCUUUAGCCACAUCAUAAACAGUAAGAUUCAUAUUCCUUACACCGUAAGCCCCUGCAUCAU
Molecule: messenger RNA, 2085 nt
Organism: Leucoraja erinaceus (little skate)
Lineage: Eukaryota; Metazoa; Chordata; Chondrichthyes; Rajiformes; Rajidae
Product: coiled-coil domain-containing protein 3-like
Exons: 3
Coding region: 111-854 (247 amino acids)
Biological process (GO): negative regulation of gene expression
Cellular component (GO): extracellular region
Source: RefSeq, a predicted model, not a curated record